UGGGGCUCGAUGGCACUAAGGUAGAUUUUUACUGUUACUGUGCUUUUUGAAUCAGUUACACUUUCAAUUAUAUUCUAAUGGGUCCAUUGAUGAUGGUAAGAAGAGUGUCUACUGUUGUAUGUCCUGGAACUGAUGAUUAUCACAUUGUCCUGGAAGUCUGUAUCAAACCAGUAGUUCUUCGUAUUAGUAAGUGCCCUUGAAAUAGCUCUCAGUUUCAGAAAGGUCGGUGACCUCUGUCAUAGACAAUCAUCACUUUGAUAAUCAUGGUUAUUACCCCUCACCUCAGCUCACCUUACCCUUCCUUCUAAAUGUGAUGGAACUUUAAACUCUUUCAUAAACUUUGUAUACACUUCAUUUCAGAAAAAUAAUAAUGGAAGAAAAACUGACUUCAGGACUUGUGUUAGUUAGACAUCAAUAGCUGUUACCCACUAAUUAAAUCCAUUAAACCCAAAGUCUGUGCACCCUGUCAGUGAAGGCAACACAAUUUGCUGAACUCACAUGUCUGUCUGAAACCCAGUGAGGGGACAGAAGCAGUCAUCUGGAUUGAUCUCAGGUAAUUGGAGACUGAGGGAAGAAAAGUCAACAGACCAUAAAAAACACAUAUAACAACCACUGCAUGUUUGCAACUAUUAGAAGAACAGCAGCUCCUGUCCUUCUACUCAUCACUCUUCAUUUCAGGAUAGAGUGAUCACAGACGAGGUCAGGUCCAAACCUUGACUGCUUGGACUGUUUUUAGGUGAGAGCAGGAGCUUUUUGUCUAAUACAAGUUCAUAAAUGAUUGUGAUUCAGUAUGUUAUUGCUUAAUUUAUAGAUUAAUGACGUUUUGUUCUUUUUUUCUGACCCUGUAGGAAUGCCCUCAGAAUUAUUCCUACGUGGAAUGCUCUAUCUGUCACUCACUGUCGUUGGAGUCCCAGGUAACUCUGCUGUCAUCCUGGCAUUCCUCCUGCUCCUGCACAAGGAGAACCGGCUCCUCCCAGCUGAUGCCAUUGUCUUGCAUCUGGCCUGUGCAAACCUGUUGGUGGUGGCUGUGCGCUGCCUGCUGGAGACCCUUGCCUCCUUCCACCUGCCAGCAAUCUUUGACGAUGUUGGCUGUAAAUCCAUCAUUUUUGUGUACAGGACCUCCCGCUCCCUCUCCAUUUGGCUCACCUUUGUUCUCAGUGCCUACCAGUGCCUGAGCAUCGCGCCACCUGGGUCGCGGUGGGCCUCCGCCCAUCGGCUCAUGGGCCAAUAUUUGUGGAUAGUGUUCUUAGUUAUCUGGCUCAUCAACACCACCAUGAGCUCAGCGUCUGUUGUCUUCUCUGCUAGCAGACAGCUCAACUCCAGCUCCGUGCAACAUGGUAUUAAUGUACAAUUCUGCUACGUGAACUUUCCCUCAAAGGAGUCUAAAGAGGCCAACGGCUCAGCUCAGGUGGGCAGAGAUGUGGUGCCCAUGGCCCUCAUGGCUCUGGCCAGUCUGAUCAUCCUGGUAUUCCUCUACAAACACAGCCAGCAAGUGAAAGGCAUGCGCAGCAGCAGCGGCGGGGGGGGGGGGGGGAGGGGGGGGGGGGAGGGGGGGGGGGGCAGCGGGGCAGAGCAGCGGGCUGCUAAAGCCGUGGUAGCGCUGGUGACCUUGUAUGUGGUCCUCUAUGGGAUAGACAACGGGCUUUGGGUGUACACUCUGACAGUGAAGAAAACCAUGACCACGUCUCUGAUCUCUGACCUGCGUAUCUUCUUCUCCUCGCUGUAUGCCGCCCUCAGCCCCGUGGUCAUCAUUGCCUCUAACAGGAAGGUGAACCAAAGACUGAAGUGCGCAGUGCAGGAGAAGCACGUUCAAGAAAGAGCCACAAGUCUGUCGACCAUGUGAGGUCUGCUAGAGGCCUGGGGAGAAAUGUGUCGGUCAAUUAAAAAAUAUCCUGUCAAUGUUAUGUAUUUCUUUUGUCAUCGCGGUAGUUGGACGCUCAUGGAGGUUCUCUGAUCGUGUACUGAGAGGAAGGUUGUCUCGGGUUAACUUUCUGUCCUGAUCUGAGCAGUUUUUAUGAUCUAACUCAGUGGUUCUGAAACUGUGGUAUACUGAGCGCUCUCUAGUGGUACGUGGGGAAAAUUUUCACAUUUACCUUUUCAAUUGAAUAAAUCUGAAACAUACCAUGGACAA
Messenger RNA from Cynoglossus semilaevis (tongue sole), 2131 nucleotides. It is a transcript of the gene ora2, whose product is annotated as olfactory receptor class A related 2. Gene Ontology annotation, biological process: G protein-coupled receptor signaling pathway. Bases 851 to 1843 code for a protein of 330 amino acids. The transcript has 2 exons. The record is from RefSeq and is a predicted model, not a curated record. Lineage: Eukaryota; Metazoa; Chordata; Actinopteri; Pleuronectiformes; Cynoglossidae. Gene Ontology annotation, molecular function: pheromone receptor activity. Gene Ontology annotation, cellular component: membrane.